Cygnus olor (mute swan) is the source of this 10035-nucleotide messenger RNA. It is a transcript of the gene RASSF7, whose product is annotated as Ras association domain family member 7. Lineage: Eukaryota; Metazoa; Chordata; Aves; Anseriformes; Anatidae. The coding region runs from base 3147 to 4580 and encodes 477 amino acids. The record is from RefSeq and is a predicted model, not a curated record. Gene Ontology annotation, biological process: signal transduction. The transcript has 7 exons.
GGUGCUAUGGCACUCUCUCGAGCAUUUUGGGGCCAGGAGUCCCUUUCCACCCCGGAGGUGUCCUGUACCACGUGGCUGAUGUGCGGAGGGAGGCUCUGGAAGAGCACUUUUUUAGGGUUUUGCUGGUUUCGUGAUUCCUGCCAGGAAUUGCUUCCCCCAGCAUCUCCCCAGGAGGUGCGCGUGCCUGCUGGGGAGCUCGUCCCUGCCUCUGGAUGCUUGCCUGAGGCUGCUGGUGGUGUGCGGGGAGUUGGACGAACACCAGAGGCAUCUCUACAGGAUAGAGAUGGUGUGGCUUUGGAGGCUUUGUGCUUGCUGUUCUCACUUGUUGAUUUUCCCCCCCCCGAGUUCUGUUUGGAGGUGGCAGCGCUCCUUUCUGUGAAGAGGCAGAUACGCUUGGGCUGGACGAGGAGAGGCUGCUUCACCUCUGGUAGUUUUGGAAGUGUUGUAAUGGUGGUUUGGGAAUCGCUGAGGCUGUGAUGUUGGACUCGGCGCUGUCGCUUUUAGUUCAUUUAGGCUUUUAAUGACCUGAGAGCACAGAGAAGUUAGGGUAAAAGGCUCUGAAGGCUCGGUUUCCAGAAGCAACCUGAGAUGAGCCUGUAUCGCAUACAGCUUAAACACCUAAACACUCCUGUGGGGGGAAAAAAAUAAAGGAUUUUUAUUGCAUCUCCCUCUCCGCGCAGACACGCGGGACAGACCAGGGGGUCGCUGCCUCGAGUGAGGCUGGUCGGGAGAUCAAAAUGGGUCGAGCAGCCCUAACCUCCGCUGCCUCCAUUUUGCUUUAAAACACCGUCUUGUUGAAAGACAGCGACUUGUACCCCCGACAGAUGGCUCCUUGCUCCCUGCCCGGGCCCUCGCCAACAUUUCUUUUUGCAGAGCUGUUACCCGAAAGGCAAAUGUUUUUUUGCAGAUAGCAAAAGAUAGCCCCCUGCGUUUGUGCGCCAGGUAAGGGACGGAGCUGGCUCUCUGAAGAUGCACCUCCAUUUUAGUGCUUUAGAGAGCUCGUUAUCUCUGCGUGGGUUCAGGUUGGGACGGAUGGCACCUUCACCUAAUUAAUCACACGCGAGGUGCCGUGAAAGCAGAGACUCCCAAAAUACACAAGCGCCUUAUCAAAAGUUUCAGCCUGGAUUAAUUCCGGCUCUUUUGUUCAUUUCACUCCGUGUCUGUGUGAGAGAGAGAGAAAGAAAGAAGCAAUUUCAGCUCCCCGCAAGUGGUCAUUAAAGGCCUUUUUAAUCCUACGGAGUUAUAAAUAAACAUUUGUGGCGGCGUGCACCUGCAUAUUCAUUAGUGCAUCCUCGGCGCUCCCUCCCAUGCCCAGCGGCGCGUCCUUGGCGCGCGGCUGCUCUUCGGAGAGGGUAGGAGACCGAGUUGCUCUGCAAAUGGAAAACAAUCUGGAAGGAUGUCUCUGGUUUUGUAGUUGCCAGUUUGAUCGCCUUCUCUGCUGCGAUGAGGGUUGGGGUGGGAAGAGGAUCGCUGGUGGCAGUUCCUCUGAAUUGUAUGAGCACCACGAGGACGCUGGGACUUCAGGGAGCCGCGGGUGCUGCGCUGCCUUCCCCUGCUCAAACAGCAGCAAAACCAAUGCCCUAAGUCUGGGGGCUUAGCGGUGCUGCUCUCCAAAUCUCAGGUUUCUCUGAUAAAGCAGCAGAUGCCUCCGGUGGAUGUCUCCAUGUUGGCUGCCUCUCCCUAACGCUGUCCAGACCUGCUGUCAGGGUGCUUGCUCGGUUAUCUCCUUCCCCUCUCUGCUCACCGCAAGCGAUGGCUUCGAGCAGCAUGAGGACCCUGGGUGAGACCGACGUUUGGAGCAGCGAAGAAGCCAUCGUGUAGGGCAGCAGGAGCAAAGCUGUGCCCCGUAAUAAUGUGCGAUGGCUGCUCGAGGAGCAAAAUCACGGGCAGUGAGUGACCCAUCUACAGAAAUAAUCCAUCUUAGUGGAGUUAAUAAAGCAAAACGUUUGGAGCAGAUGGGAGAAGUGGCCUAUGGCCCAUCAGAGCUCUGCUGCCUAAUAGGGACUUUUAAAACUUACAGGACUUUAAAGCUUACAGCUGUUUCCAGAAAGCAGCAUGAGUAAUUGAAGUGCAGCAGCAAUAAUAUCCCUUUAAAAGUUUUUAUAGGGACCAUCUCCCCCUGCCUUUGGCUGGGGAGGAGCAGCAGAGGAACAAACAGGUAGUUUUGGUAUUUCUGAGCGUUUCCGAGGCUGAACCGGGCUCCUGCAUCUCCAGAUUUGCAGCAUUCCUCCUGCAUCCCGUGUCAUGAUAAAUACAAGCUGUUUUCUGUCUUGGGGAAUGGUCUGUGUGUAAUAACAGGGGAAUAUUCAUGAGUUGCAUCAUGCUUCUCGUCUUGGCUGCUGUGGGAAGUGGACGCGGUGGAGAUGCUGGGGUUCCUGGCAGAUGCACGCUGCAGUUGUGUUGUCUGAUACCCCUCAGAACCUGGCUUGUACGAGCUGCACUGCGAGGGCUCCCCAGAAAACUGUCCCCUAAAGAAGACCAGCGUUUGGGCAUCCCAGAGCUGCUGUGCCGGGGCUCACAGCUGGGCAACGUUUGCAGGUUCAGUGUUGCUUUUGACAGCUGAAAAGGAAGCGCUGUUUAUUUAUUUAUUAAAAGUAAAGGCAAUAAUUUUAGGAAAGGAUUGGAGGGGUGCAACCCUGAAAGGUGUUGAGUUCCCAUCCUCAGGGCUGAUCUGGGUCAGUCUGGAUCCCAGCCUUGGCUGGGAGCUGGGCACCUAAAUGCUUUCCCAGCCCCUCCUCCCAGGGGCUUAGCAUCUGAGCGGGCUCAUUGCACAAGAAAAAAUGAGCGUGGAAGUGCAAGAUCUGGCUUACGUGCAAGAGCCUUUCCUCUCUCCUCUCUAAUCUAGAUGCUGCUGCUAAUUUUGCUUCACCCCCUUGGGAAGAAACUGCUAGGGAUUCACCCUCAGCUGCUUUCAUGAAGGUGCUCUUUGCUCAUGUGUCUGAGGUUGAUCAUAAUGAUUACAGCAAUAGCAGGUGCUGCUAAUGUUUCCCUCGUAAACCUUAAUCUUUAUGGCUGGCUUUAAUAGCCAGCCUUGCUCUUCUCCCCCUAUGGAUAGCUGCCAUUAAUGCUGUGUGGGAGAAAUGCACCGUGUUAAGGGACCGCGUCCCACGAUGCCCCAGCGUGCCUGAGGCCCGGCAGCCGCGGGGAUGGAGCUGAAGGUGUGGGUGGACGGCAUCCAGCGGGUGGUCUGCGGCGUCUCGGAGCAAACCACCUGCCAGGAGGUGGUCAUCGCUUUGGCGCGGGCCAUAGGUCAGACGGGGCGCUACGUCCUGGUGCAGAAGCUCCGGGAGAAGGAGCGGCAGCUCCUCCCGCUCGAGUGCCCCUUGGAGUCGCUGGCCAAGUGCGGGCAGUAUGCCAACGACGUGCAGUUCAUCCUGCGGCGGACGGGCCCCAGCGUGGCCGAGCGGCCCUCCUCGGAGGGCGCUCCCCAGGCUCCCGAGAGGACUUUCAUCCGGGCCAGCCUGCCCAUCAAGCCCCGUACCGUGAGCACCGAGGCGCCCCGGCCCCGGGAGCCCAAGAAAUCGAUGACCUUCAACUUGGGUCCCAUGGGCUCCGGCGAGCUGUUUGCUAAGAGCCGCUGGAGGCAGCACGCCUGGGAGGGGAUGGAGCUGAAGGACGGCGGGGCCGGCCAGCUCUCCAAGGAGGAGCUGUUUAAGACGGUGUUGCGGCAGCAGGAGCAGCUCAGCUCCUUGGAGGCCCACGGGGACACCCUGGAGACGGACCUGCGGUUCUGGGAGCACGGCCGGGCCCCCAGCCAGGAGGACGAGAUCCUCUACCUGGAGCACCUGGUGCGGAGGAACGAGACGGAGCUGGGCGAGGAGGAGUUCUGGCAGAGCGAGCUCCGGCUGGAGAAGGAGUGCGAGCGGGAGAGGCAGGAGCGGGUGAGGAGCCUGCGGGCCAGCCUGGAGGAGUACACGCAGAGGAUCUACGAGCUGAGCGCCCGCACCGAGGCCCUGCAGAAGGAGAUCCAGUGGGAGAUGGCCGAGAGGGCCAAGAGGGGCAAGGAGAGCCCUGUGCCAAGCCCCACGGACCUGGAGGACAUGGCUGCCAAAAUGAAAAGGGAUCUGGAAGCUAAAGUCAAGCAGGGCACGCAGCUGGAGAGCAACCUGGCCAGCGUGGAGAAGGCCCUGGAGGAAGCCGAAAGGUCCCUGCAGGCCCAGAACCAAGAGCUGGAGGAGUUAAAUAAGGAGCUGAGGCAGUGUAAUUUGCAGCAGUUUAUUCAGCAGACGGGAGCCACGGUGACCGUCGGGCAGGCCAGGUCUGAGGAGGACGCCCAGCCGGAGCCGAGCCCGCGUGAGCUGCCAGCCUGCCGGAGGAACGGAGGGUUUCCCCCCUCCAGCGGCGACUCGCCUCCCCGCUCCAGCACCAAGCAGCUCCUCGGCCAUCCCCGGACCCUGCCGGAGCCCCUGGUGUCCAGCCUGAACCCCGAGGUGCUUUACAAACAGUGGAUGAAGCUGGUGUCCGCCGAGAAGGCAGCCGUCUCCAGGAUGAAACAUGGCAGCUUGUUAAUAAUGCACAGCAGCAGCGCGGAGCAUUUUAGGACAGGAGGAGAAGGGGACGGCACGUGGCUGCAGAUAUGAGCAGCAUCUCCCCGAGGAAAGCCGAGGAGCUGAGCGCGGACCGAGGCUCUGCCGCUCUCUGACCCCGCUUGGACGUGCUCGCUCAGCCCUUUUCGGAGGUGCCCACGAGCCCCCAGCACGGCCGUGCCACCGCAGCGGGCCUGGGGACGGCGGCCGCUGGCGUCCCGCAGGAUUUUCCCCGUGCCGCAGCGAGGGGCGGCUGCGGGCGAGUGAAAUAUUAAUGGAGAGGAAAGCCGUCGAGGGCAGCGCGGCAGAGCCCCCUGCUCGCUGCGUGAGUACCUGCUGCCGUUCAGCAGCUGGUUGCACGAUAUUUAAGGAUUGGUUUGCUUCGUUUGGAGGCCGCUGGUAGUGCCGAGUCUCCGAUUAGUCCUGAAGAACAGCGGGGAGAUGUGAUUUCAGGGUUGUCUUUUUGGAACCGAGAUUUGCUUCCCUUUUUUUUCCCCUCGAAUCGCUGGAGUUGGAAACGUAUGUUGGGAAAAAAUGUGUUAAAAAUACGUUUGCUCCGUGCAGCCGCAUGAAGAAGUCUGUCCCCUGCGGCCAGAGCGCUGAUUGCUUGUUUUUUGAACUUUUUGCUACUCUUGCUUUUAAAAUGAGACUCCAAGGAAAGUACUGGGGCAUGAUGGAGGUUGUAAAGAGCAUUUCAGUGCUGCUUGUGGAAAAACCCCAAACCCUAGGUUCAGAAAAACUGCUUGCCUUGGACGCAGCCAGGUUUUCCUCUGGGGACACGCAGACUGUUUUCCCCUGCUUGGCCGAUUACCUUAGCGUUGGCUGCCUUGUUUCCCCCCGAACCAGCCCUGAGAACUCGAGGUGUUCGCUGAAAUCAACAGUGUGCCUGAAAAACUGGUAUCUGCGGGUUAAAAAAGGGGCUCUUUCAUUUUGGGACCCUGUUUGUAAUUCUGCUGUGUGCAAAUCAAAGAGGAAUAAAGAGAAAAGGUUCGUCGCUGACAGCACCUCCUGCGGGGGGGGGGGGCGGGAACCACAGAAAAAUAAUUCAGCAGCAGUGGAAUCUCGCAUUCUAGCCCUGCCUUACCACUUACUCGGUUGUUGUUUGGGUGUUGUUUUUUCUGUUGUUUUGAAGAUGAUUUUCUGUGGGUUUGGGUGUCCUUGGGGAGAGAGUGCUGCGGCCAUGUGCUAGCCCUGGAUUUGCAGCCGUCGCCAACGCUCUGCACAUCUCUGUGCCGGGGGAACGCCAGCCCGAGGGCUGUCCCACGGGGGAUGCUUCGUUACCGACACGCAGGGCAAGAGCCUGGUGGCAUUCUGCAGCUAGAUUUACUUAUUUUUCUCUACAAAACCAGCGCUCAGCAGCCACGAAGGCGGCGGAGUUCCUUAAGGUAAUAAACAACCGACUGAAUCUAGCCCCCGGACCGCCACCCUGCCGUCCCCCCGCCGUGCGGCUCAGCGGCGGUGACCUAAAUUCGUCGUGGCACGAGGGGCCCUGCGCUUCGGGGACACGGUGGCGUGCGGUGGCACCCCCUUGGCUCCCGAAUUUGGAUUUGGCAAGGGACCACCAGGCUGCUUGUCCUGCGUCCAGUGCCGCCGGCCUGCGCUUAACGCCGCGCGCGUUAUUUAACCAGGCGAGGCUCGACGCCCGCCGCAGCUCUCUGCCUUCCUGCUUUUAUCUGCUCUAAAGGCUGUGUCAAUAAUACAUUUCUGCCAUUGAAUAUUUUAUUGAUGAUUUGACUUUUCGCUGCUUGCAAUUCCCAAUUCAAGGCUGCAUGAUUGUUCCUAAUUAAAAUUUUAUGCCCUGGGAGAAGCCUUCUUGCUACAGUGGAGACGAUGCUGUCUUUUUCUAGGCCACUACUGAGUGGUAGGAAGGAAUUACUCAUUGUUAUGAGAUUAAAACAAAGCAAAUUAUUAUUUUAUUUUAUUUUUUUUAAAAAAAAAAAAGCAAGCCCAGCAUACGACGCCUACUGGAGAGUGAACAAGUGACUGGCAGGCGAGGCAGCGAUCCAAGUACGUAGGGUGGCUGGAGGAUGCUGUGCCUGGGCGAGCAGGCGGUCGUGUCCCUGUGUCCCCGGGGCACCGCAGGCAGCAGGACAGCUUCUUCCUUCCCCUGCCGUGGGGUGCUGCUUGCUCACUGCCAUCCAAACAUCAUGAAGCACAAGGUGCAUCUCCAGCGUGCAGUCUUUUUUUUGGUGUUGUUUCCUAAGACCUGUGGGGUACCUGCAGGCGCUCUCAGCACACGGCACGGGGCAGGAGCGGAGUUCAGCCACAGGCUCAGGUUCAGUCAUUUCCCCGUGCCGCUUCUGAAGCCGCUCAGUCGGGGUGUUGGGCGCUGUGUGUGACAAAACCUGAUUUAUUUUUCUUUAAUGCUGCAUGACAAAAAUGAUUCUCGGUUCCUCACCCAUCUACCCCAUACUGUGUCUGCUUGCAAAGCCAGGCAUCCUCCCCCCUAAAGGUAGUUGGGGGUACCGGUGCUGCACCACACUGGGCUGGCUUCUCAAAGGACAGCUCUGCUGCAGCCACCUGAAACAUCCCGUGAGCAGUUGUGUAUUCGGAUGUGCUCCCCAGGAUUUGGGUGUCCUGCUGGGUUUUGUUUUUUUUUUUGUUUUUUUUUUUUUUUUUUGAAAUUCAUCUAGAGUGCUAGAAGCAUUUGUGCUUCCUCCCAGCCCCGGGAUUUGGCAAGCAGCUUUUAAAGCACACGCUUCAGCACCAGUUACAUAAGGAAAGGUGUGAAUGACUGGAGGAGAAACUGCCUGUUGGUUUUGCUCUCUGAAUGAUGUGCAGAUGCUCUGUUUGUUGCUCCCGGGUGUGCAGAUUCUAGAAGGGCAGCUCACUGAAGCCAGAGAAGAGAAACUAUCUGAACUGGCACGUGUGCGCGUCUGUCCACGCAGAGCAUUGUCUGUUCUCACAGUGAUGGUUUUCCUUUUUGUGUCUCACAGUAAAGACCGAGCACAUUCUACCUUGCCCUGGAAAAAAAAUAAUCAUAUAGCACUAGAGGAAGUCGGGAAAUUUUCUUGUUUAUGGAUGAGCAAGUUUCUUUCCCAAUAGAACCUCCUGCCAGCAGAAAUCUUUUUUUUUUUUGAGAUGUAUUAUAUAAGUCCUUGCUUACAUGUAACUAACCGACGUCCUCUUAAACAAUUCAUGUAGCCCUUCUUUUCCUGACAGGCCAGCUUGCUCCCUCGGAGACUCACAGCUUUGAUUUGCCACCGGCACGCUAUUGACAGAACACACUAGGUGCUUCCUAGCCCAGCGCACGACAGGUUACACCUGCUCGCUUCCCUCUGCGAAGUGCUGAAAUAGAAGAGCAAAACCUUUGAGGUGCACAGAGUCCCUUUAGCUUAACAGGCCUGACUUUCAGCAUCUUCCCCACCUGUAAGGCACGCCUCUCCCCAAAAUCUUACCGCAUCAGUUCUCAGCAAGAUCUUUUAGCUUCUGGAUGCUCUGGUUACCGAAGUAUCACCUUACAAAUCUGGUUACUGGCUGCUGAACACUUAAAUGAAGGGACGCCUUAGCCCUGGCGUAUUUUCUCAUCGCUCAGGAGCGCUCGUCAGAGCAGUCAUGGCUCCGCGGGCUCCACGUUCAGAAAGGGCUCCUGGGCUAGGGCAGGGGCAAAGGCACCAGCACUAGGGUUUUGGCUUGAGAGACGGCCAGGUCGCAAGGGCACCUUCCCCCCUCCUUUUCAAACUGCCUUCUCUUGAUAUACAGGCAAAAUCAGAGAUGGGAGGUACGUGACACGUAUCGGACAGGUACUUCACUGAGUAGGUACAGCCUUCCUCUUCGCUUGGUCGGGGUAACCGAAUACAUCUUACAGAGCUGCUCGGCUCUGUGCUGAGCCCUGAGUUAGAGUAAUGAGCACCCAAACACAGGUUUUGCACCAUUUAUUGAAGAUUUCAGGUGACAGCACGGCAGGUUAGUUUUGAAUCAUGCCAAAAGAACGUUAAAAACAGGAAUUCAGCUGUAUGCUUCCCCCACAUACUGGAGAAACACAAAAAAAACGGAAAACAAACCAACCUCAUUUCAAUCCCUUGCCUUUGCUUACUGGAGCUGAACAGGAUGGUCUCGUAGGUAGCGGGAAGCUGCAAGUUUUCAUACCGAGUGCUGCCUGAUGGGAACUGGGACAAACCUUGCCAGAGCAACCGGGCAACCUGCAGAGCCAUUUCUGCCGGUGGGGUCUCCAGCAGUUAGUCAUCGGGCAGCGCGGGGCUAUUUCUUCAAAGAGAAGCAGAGCGCCUUCGUUUUUGGGUACAGAUUUGUUACCUGUGAAAUAAGGUGGUACAGCAUUGCCAGACUUCAGUUUCAAUGUGCGGAUACGCUGUCAGGACACAGACAGCCAUAUGCAGGUACUGGUAUCUUGCACGUUUCCCCCCACCCUGAUCUCUACAUGGCCACACCGGUGCUCCUGCCUGCUCAGAGAGCUGCAGAUCUGCAGCUGGAAGUGCAGCUGGGGAAGAGGAAAGCUGUCUGGGGCUGGGAAAGCUGAGAAAUUUGUUCCCCCCCCCAUCAGACAAGACCCGUUUGGCUACUGAACAAGUGUGAAAGCUUUGGUAAAUUCAGGCAGUUUUCCUCUCUUUCUGGUGUGCCUUGACUCACCUAAUCAGCACGAGGCACGUAAGGAACUGAUUUUCCUUUCUGAAGAGCAGAUGCUCCUCUGGGACCUGACAGGAGAAAUGUCAAACGAGCACAGGCAGGGGAGAUGGGGACAGGCACAAUUUCUUUGUAAGAGACUUGCUCUGUAGAAAGGAUGUCGCUCUGCUUUUCUGUAUGGUUAAGUACUUACUGAGCAGAGCGCUGCUGAUUCCUUCAGGAGAUUAUGCCUGUACAACAGUCCAGGGUUACAUGUCAGCAGCCCAAGCAAGAGAGGCUACCUUUCAGAAAACCCUUUCAGGAAAUCUGGGAGGGCUGCAGUGAAUCCUAUCUGGUUAUUAUUAGCUUAAGCAGGAGAUAAAGCUGUGCCAUGCUCUAAAAAGACACUUUUCAACUACCCAGCUCCUUUGAUGGGCUCAAAAUCGAAAGAGAAAACUUUGCUCAAGAAGCAAUUUGCCUCGUCACUUCCUCGAUUUCGAGUGACAGCUGCCCUGCACAGCUGGAGGAGUCCCUGCCCGUUCGCCUUCCUGCUCCUCAGGCCAUGAAGUCUGAGUCCCCUGCGUGAUAUCACAGCGUGAGCGUGCAGGGCAGCCCGGCCGGGACCAAAACAGCCCCGGUGCUAGAAGCAGAAAGGAGGGAGCAAAGGUGAGGGGUGGGAUGGGAAGCAAGCAACAGCAAAAAAGGAAAGCAAGGCUCGUUUCUGCUUCUCAUUUAACAGAUUACAGAGUCUCUCUUUAAAGGUGACUCAUCCAGGGCAAUACCAGGCAUGGUUUCUUCUAUUAACACACCCUUGGCAAUAGCAGUUCAGUUAGUCACUGACUGGGUAUCAAGACGUCACCGGCUGGGAUAAAGCUCCUCUUUAACUUGGUACAGCGUCCAUUAAUACGUAUUUACUUUGGAGACGAGCAGGGGCGGGGGGGGGGGGGGG